UCUACAAUCCUUACUCAUUCCAAGUUUCCAUGCCCAAGGAAAAUAGAUUGAAAGCACAGCACAGCUAGCUCUUGCAAAAACUGGUUUUGCUCAAUUUGAAGCUCACUGUCAAAUAUGGAGACCAGUGUUGCAUGCUACGCCAGAGGAGCUUUUCCAGUGCGUAAUGUUUCAUCUCAGCAUUCAAGCUCCCUAGUCUCUCCAGCUUCCAUCUCUUCAUCUUUCAAUUCUAAGGCUUUGAGAACAAGCUCUCUAUUUGGGGAAUCAUUGCGUAUGGUGCCAAAAUCAUCCCUGAGAGUUUUAAAGUCAAAGAACAGUUCCAGUGUACCCAAAUGUGCAAUUGGUGAUAGCUUGGAAGAAUUCUUAACAAAGGCAACCCCAGAUAAGAAACUGAUCACAUUGUUGAUAUCAAUGGGGGAAGCAUUAAGGACCAUUGGAUUUAAAGUGAGGACAGCUUCUUGUGGAGGAACAGCAUGUGUCAAUUCUUUUGGAGAUGAGCAGCUUGCUGUGGAUAUGCUUGCUGAUAAACUUCUUUUUGAGGCCUUAACUUAUUCACACGUUUGCAAAUAUGCUUGUUCUGAAGAAGUUCCAGAGCUCCAAGACAUGGGAGGCCCAGCUGAAGGUGGAUUCAGUGUUGCCUUUGAUCCACUUGAUGGCUCCAGUAUCGUCGACACAAAUUUCACUGUAGGGACAAUUUUUGGGGUGUGGCCAGGAGAUAAGUUAACUGGGAUAACAGGAAGAGAUCAAGUUGCUGCAGCCAUGGGGAUUUAUGGGCCUCGAACAACAUAUGUUCUUGCUGUUAAAGGCUUCCCUGGCACCCAUGAGUUCCUUCUUCUUGAUGAAGGAAAAUGGCAACAUGUUAAGGAGACAACAGAAAUUGGUGAAGGAAAGCUAUUCUCCCCUGGAAAUUUGAGAGCCACAUUUGACAACCCUGACUACAGCAAGCUGAUUGACUACUAUGUGAAAGAGAAGUACACACUGAGAUACACUGGAGGAAUGGUUCCAGAUGUUAACCAGAUUAUUGUAAAAGAGAAGGGUAUCUUCACCAAUGUGAUAUCCCCAACUACCAAGGCUAAGCUAAGACUGUUGUUUGAGGUAGCUCCAUUAGGCUUGUUGGUUGAAAAUGCUGGAGGUUUCAGUAGUGAUGGCCACCAGUCUGUGCUAGACAAGGUGAUCGUUAAUCUUGACGAUCGGACUCAAGUUGCUUACGGAUCCAAGAACGAGAUUAUCCGCUUCGAAGAAACUCUAUACGGAUCGUCCAGGCUCAAGGGAGCAGUACCUGUUGGAGCUGCUGCCUAGUGACAAACAUUUACUUGGUUAAUUAUUUCCACCCCCUUUUUUCUUUUCUAUUUUUGUUGGAAAAAUUAAGCUAUAUAGCUCAAAUAGUUAUUGUGAAAUUGGAGAUGCAAGGUUGAAUUUGUGUUAA
Molecule: messenger RNA, 1423 nt
Organism: Prunus avium (sweet cherry)
Lineage: Eukaryota; Viridiplantae; Streptophyta; Magnoliopsida; Rosales; Rosaceae
Product: sedoheptulose-1,7-bisphosphatase, chloroplastic
Biological process (GO): sucrose biosynthetic process; fructose metabolic process; fructose 6-phosphate metabolic process
Cellular component (GO): cytoplasm
Molecular function (GO): fructose 1,6-bisphosphate 1-phosphatase activity
Source: RefSeq, a predicted model, not a curated record